Messenger RNA from Calidris pugnax (ruff), 463 nucleotides. It is a transcript of the gene EN2, whose product is annotated as engrailed homeobox 2. The record is from RefSeq and is a predicted model, not a curated record. The coding region runs from base 1 to 462 and encodes 153 amino acids. The transcript is spliced from 3 exons. Gene Ontology annotation, cellular component: nucleus. Gene Ontology annotation, molecular function: RNA polymerase II cis-regulatory region sequence-specific DNA binding; DNA-binding transcription factor activity, RNA polymerase II-specific. Lineage: Eukaryota; Metazoa; Chordata; Aves; Charadriiformes; Scolopacidae. Gene Ontology annotation, biological process: neuron differentiation; regulation of transcription by RNA polymerase II; multicellular organism development.
AUGGAAAAGGUUGGGAAACGUGUUUCUGACCUGUCGGUGAGCUCGGACUCGGAUAGCUCCCAGGCCAGCUCCAACGCCGGGAACCAGCCCAUGCUCUGGCCCGCCUGGGUUUACUGCACUCGGUACUCGGACCGGCCCUCCUCAGGUCCCCGCUCCCGCAAACCAAAGAAGAAGAACCCCAACAAGGAGGACAAGCGGCCCCGCACCGCCUUCACCGCCGAGCAGCUCCAGAGACUCAAAGCCGAAUUCCAGACGAACCGGUACCUGACGGAGCAGCGGCGGCAGAGCCUGGCCCAGGAGCUGGGCCUGAACGAAUCCCAGAUUAAAAUCUGGUUCCAAAACAAACGAGCUAAAAUCAAGAAGGCGACGGGAAGCAAGAACUCCCUGGCAGUGCACCUCAUGGCCCAGGGGCUCUACAACCACUCCACCACGGCGAAAGACGGCAAGUCGGACAGUGAAUAGC